This is a messenger RNA of Camelina sativa (false flax), 2922 nucleotides long. Lineage: Eukaryota; Viridiplantae; Streptophyta; Magnoliopsida; Brassicales; Brassicaceae. The record is from RefSeq and is a predicted model, not a curated record.
CAUGAUUACUGGUGUAACUCUUUGGGUUACUCUCUAUAUUGGGCCCCAAAAAUGUAAUAUUAAACCCAUUUUUUAGUCCAAAACACAGAGUAUCGGUUCCAUGGGAAGGUUUGGGAGAAUCACCCUAAGUCACGCGACGUGGUCGUUUGUGAUUGGUUGAUUGAGAAAUAUAAAAGGUAAAUUUUUUUUUUCCUAAUUUUUUUUUCAUUCUUUCCCGAUUCUCACUCGUCUCUCUCGUCUCUCUCGUCCGUCGGAGAUAAAAGCCGAAUCAACAACCAUCGGAAAAAUCAACCGAUUACCAUCAAAUCGUUGAUUUUCCGGCUAAAUCUCGAUGGUUGUUGGUCAGACGGAGGGUUAUUGGUGACUGAAUUGGCGUAAUUGGGGUUAUCCGUUUCGAUUUGCAAUCUUUGGCGACGGCGAAUGUUUCACAGCGGUGGGAGCACGAUGGCGUACGAUUGGUGGGAUAACGGCGGAUGUCCGGCGAGCUCCACCGUCUAGCGAAUCGGUGAGAAACGGUGUGUGCGUAUCACAGAUGAAGGUGUGAUUACCAUGGCUAAUAGUUGGACCUCCCUCGAAUUUCUCAGCUUGUUUGGGAUAGUAGGAGUGACUGAUAGAUGUCUAGAGACUCUCUCGCAGACAUGCUCUGCUACACUCACCACUCUUGAUGCUAAUGGCUGCAUCGGCAUCAAGAGUAAGUUAGGAGGAGGAAGCCAGCAGCAAGGUCAGAGAGUAAGCUACAACAAGAGUAAGCUCACUCUUGGCUUACGGACAGUCAAAAUUGAUAAGGGUUUCGGGAACACAAAUGUAGCUGUGGAACAUGUCAUGUGAAGAGAAGAAGUUUGCUUGAUGUGGAACAUGUCACGGAUUUGGGAAACAUGUCACGGAUGUGGAACAUGUCACGGAUGGCUUGUGUCUUUUGCUUGUGGAACAUGUCACGGAUAGUUUGUUUGCUUGUGUCUUUGGCUUUUGAGUGUCGGUUAGGACAGUAUGGCUUGUGUCUUUUGCUUGUGGAACAUGUCACGGAUGUUUUGUUUGCUUGUGUCUUUGGCUUUUGAGUGUCGGUUAGGACAGAAAGGCUUUUGUCUUUUGGUUGUAUUUGUUUGGCAAGGACAGUCACAUGUGUAUUUGUUUCACAAGAGGACAGUCACUUGUGUAUUGCUUUUGGUUUUAUUUUAACCUGUGAAGUUGUGUGUUUGCUUGUAUCUCGAGACUUAAAGUCUAUAUAUUGAUGUAUCGUUCUUUCCCAUUUGCAACCAACUUUGCAUUGUGUUCCGAUUCUGUAUCUUUUUUUUCUCUUCACCUUUGCAUUGAAAAGAAUCAACCUCCUAUUACAAAAAAAUAUUUCUCUAUCUAUUACUCAAACUCCUAUCUUCACUACUCAACUCUAUUACUCAUUCUCUACUAAAUCCAAAUAUAAGCCUACUACUAUACCCAAGUUACCAAAAAAUGUCUAAUUGGAGUUCUGAUGAAGAAAUUGAAGAAAUGGUAGAGGAGGAGGUUGAUAGUAUAGUGGAGGAGAUCCAAUACAACUACACUCACCCAGAGGUACCACCAGCUCCAAUAAUCCGAAGAGUGCACAUUGAGAGAGACCGCGAAGAAGGCCACAUUCGAUUGUGGAAUGAUUAUUUUAGUGAUAAUCCAACUUACACUAACGCUAUGUUCCGUCGUCGCUUUAGAAUGAACAAACUAUUGUUCCUUCGUAUUGUUACCGCUGUUGAGAAUGGAGUCCCAUACUUCAGACAAAGGCGAGAUGCUACUGGAAGGCUUGGUCUUUCUGCACUUCAAAAAUGUACGUCAGCUAUUCGUUUGAUGGCUUACGGAUAUUCGGCAGAUGCGGCGGAUGAAUAUUUACGACUCGCUGAAACAACCUCCCACAAAUGCCUUCUACAUUUUGUAGAGGGAGUUAUAAAUCUAUUUGGCAACGAGUAUCUCAGAAGACCUACAGCGGAAGACCUCCAACGAUUACUGAACAUUGGAGAACAUCGCGGUUUCCCCGGAAUGAUAGGGAGCAUAGAUUGCAUGCAUUGGGAGUGGAAGAAUUGUCCCACUGCAUGGAAAGGACAAUAUACACGUGGAUCAGGUAAACCGUCAAUCGUACUAGAGGCUGUGGCAUCACAAGAUUUAUGGAUUUGGCACGCCUUUUUUGGACCACCGGGUUCGUUAAAUGAUAUCAAUGUCUUGGACCGCUCCCCGGUGUUUGAUGAUAUCCUACAGGGCCGAGCUCCGAGAGUUAGAUACUUUGUCAAUGGACGGCAAUACAACAUGGCGUACUACCUCACAGACGGUAUCUAUCCCAAAUGGGCAACUUUCAUCCAAUCUAUUACACUUCCACGUGGUCGAAAAGCAAAACUCUUUGCUCAAUGGCAAGAAGGAUGUCGUAAAGAUGUAGAGCGUGCAUUUGGAGUCUUGCAAGCUCGAUUUGCAAUCGUGAAGAAUCCUGCACUUUUCUGGGAUAAAGGAAAAAUAGGAAAAAUAAUGAGAGCAUCUAUCAUCCUGCAUAACAUGAUAGUGGAAGACGAACGACAUGACCACAAUUUCUACGAUCCAACAGAAUUCCAUCACAGAGAAGGAAGCGGAAGUUCUCAAGUCGAUUUAUCAUAUUCUACAGAUACGCCAACAAAUCUACAUAAUAUGAUGGUCACUCGAAAUGAUGUUCAUGAUACAGAAAUGCAUGAUCUUUUGCAAAAAGACUUGAUUGAGCAUAUCUGGCAAAAAUUUGGUGCAACCGCACAUCGUAUCAACAUUCUCACAAAGCCACCGAAUAGUUUGGGUUUGGGGGAUGAGAGAAUGGCCUUGUGGUGCCGCCCAAACAGAAUCGAGGCCAUUAGGCCAAAUGGGUAUCCCAAACUCACAUAUCCCACCACUUGCUCUACUUGCUCCACCGCUGAUCCUGCGAUUGGUGCACCUGAAAUAGAGUCAUAA